UGAGGGAGGGCGGAAGUACCAGCGAGAGGGCGGAAGUACCAUCUGCCUUUAUGCACAGAAACCCUCCGCUGUUGGUAUCUGCUCUAUGAUCGCUCACAUCGGGUACCAACUCUGAAACCUCUCGGUUCUUUAACACAUGAAGGGUUCUUCGAUCUGAUGGAAAAACAUCCCGCAGGGCCCGACGGGCCGAAGAAGGCCGGAGACCCCAGGAGACCGUCCGUUCGGGCCCCAGGGGAGGCUCUGGACAGCCCCGCAGGCUCCCAUGUGGAGUGGUGCAAGCAGCUCAUCGCCGCCACCAUCUCCACGCAGAUCUCUGAUCCCGCCCUCAGCAAGGACUCUGACGGCGCCGCUCAGGACGACCCAGAGAAGUUUCAGGUCCAGGUUCAGUUGAAGGACGUUGCCUUGGUAACCGGAGAGUCGGUCCAGCUCCGUGCUCAAGAUGUCAUGUAUAUCUGUCCAUUCAGCGGUUUGGUGACCGGGAUGUUGACCUUGACAGACUACAAGCUGUACUUCAACAGCUUGGAAAGGGAGCCCCCGUUCUUCCUGGAUGUGAACCUGGGGGCCAUCAGCAGACUGGAGACCAUCAACGUGCAGAGCCACGGAGAGGACUCAAGGGGCCUGGAGCUGGUCUGUAAGGACAUGAGGAGUCUCAGGUUUGCCUACAAGAAGGAGGCGGACCAACCUGAGCUGGUGGACCUGCUGGCCCGGUACGCCUUUCCCCUCUGCAAGGGUCUGGCUCUGUUUGCGUUCCAGUACCAGGAGGACUUUCCUGUCAACGGAUGGACGGUCUACGACCCUGUGAUGGAAUACAAGAGACAGGGCCUGCCUAACGAGAGCUGGGCACUCAGCCGGGUGAACAGCAGCUACCAGCUGUGUGACACCUACCCCUCCCUCCUGGUCGUCCCCACCUGCAUCCCCGAGGACGACCUGCGCCGGGUCGCCGCCUUCAGGGCCAAGCACCGCAUCCCGGUGCUGUCGUGGAUCCACCCUGAGUCCCAGGCCACCAUCGUGCGCUGUGGCCAGCCGCUGGUCGGCCCGCAUGACCGGCGCUGCAAAGAAGACGAGCGCCUCCUGCAGACGGUCAUGGACGCCAACGCCCAGUCCCACAAGCUCCUCAUCUUCGACGCGCGGCAGAGCAGCGUGGCCGACACCAACAAGGCCAAAGAUGGCGGCUACGAGAGCGAGAGCUUCUACCCGAACGUUGAGCUGAGCUUCCUGGAGAUCCCCAACAUCCACGUGAUGAGGGAGUCUCUGAGGAAACUGAAAGAGGUGGUGUACCCCACCAUCGACGAGGCGUCCUGGCACUCCUCCGUCCACCAGACGCACUGGCUGGAGUACAUCCGGCUGCUGCUCACGGGAGCAGUGCGGAUCGCAGACAGGCUGGAGUCGGGGAAGACGUCUGUGGUGGUGCACUGCAGCGACGGCUGGGACCGCACGCCCCAGCUCACAGCGCUGGCCAUGCUCAUGUUGGACAGCUACUACCGCACGCUGCAGGGGUUCCAGGUUCUGGUGGAGAAGGAGUGGAUCAGCUUCGGACACCAGUUCACCGCGCGGGUUGGUCACGGAGACGAGGACCACGCCAGCUCGGAGCGCUCUCCACUCUUCGUCCAGUUCAUCGACUGCGUCUGGCAGAUGACCCGACAGUUCCCUGCAGCCUUUGAGUUCAACGAGCUGUUCCUGGUGAGCGUGCUGGACCACCUGUACAGCUGUCUGUUUGGGACCUUCCUCUGCAGCAGUGAGCGUGAGAAGGGGGCCCAGGAGCUGCAGAGUAAAACCAAGUCUCUCUGGUCGUACAUCAACAGCCAACCAGAAGAGUUCACCAACCCGUUCUUCGUGGACCAGGAGCACCAUGUCCUCUACCCCCUGGCCUCCUCCAGACACCUGGAGCUCUGGACCGGCUACUACGCCCGCUGGAACCCCCGCAUGAGGCCCCAGAUGCCCGUGCAGCAGAGCCUGAAGGAGCUGCUGGGGCUGAAGCUGGAGCUGCAGAGGAAGGUGGAGGCUCUGCAGAAGGAGGCGUCUCUGUGUGACCGGGCGUCCCCCCCGCCCCACCAGGGCGCCGCCCCUCUGCGGACCGCCCCCACCUGCACUUAGUCCCGUCUGACGCCUGCACUGGGGGGACAUGGGCUUCAUGUCGGGACGUUUCUAGUUUGAUAUUAUUAUUAUGGGAAAGCGUUUCCCCCUGACUCCAGUUUGUACCGGUUUGCACCAGUUGUUGGUGUGUAUUCCUGUAGGUCAUGUGUUUGAUCCACUCCCACUGUAAUAAAGGUUUCCAACGUGUAACCUACAUGGCAGCUAGGAUCCAUGUUCCGUUCAUACAUUCAUCUGUUCCCUGAAUAAGGGUUGGUCAGGCUCCUCCUGACCCCUGACCCCGCCUCCUUCAGCGUCCGCAGCUCAGUUCACUGAUCCCCCUUGGGGGCCGUCCUCUUGAUUCACCUUAUUGUUAUCUCACGUCUUAAUGUCUGGCUGAUGUCCACCUCCAACAGUAUUAGUGUUGUUUACUCUGUGGAUUCUGAAAUGUUGCCAUUUAUUAAAUAAAUGAUUCACUGAUUCACCAACA
Molecule: messenger RNA, 2560 nt
Organism: Gadus morhua (Atlantic cod)
Lineage: Eukaryota; Metazoa; Chordata; Actinopteri; Gadiformes; Gadidae
Gene: mtmr1a
Product: myotubularin related protein 1a
Exons: 18
Coding region: 157-2094 (645 amino acids)
Biological process (GO): phosphatidylinositol dephosphorylation
Cellular component (GO): cytoplasm; membrane
Molecular function (GO): phosphatidylinositol-3,5-bisphosphate 3-phosphatase activity; phosphatidylinositol-3-phosphate phosphatase activity
Source: RefSeq, a predicted model, not a curated record